This is a messenger RNA of Stegodyphus dumicola, 2171 nucleotides long. RefSeq lists its product as uncharacterized. The record is from RefSeq and is a predicted model, not a curated record. Gene Ontology annotation, molecular function: protein binding. Lineage: Eukaryota; Metazoa; Arthropoda; Arachnida; Araneae; Eresidae.
UGACUUGUCAAUCAUUAGAAUUAUCAUUAGAUUAAUGGGAAUUUUUUACUAUAGCAUCAUAUUAUUAUACUUACUUACAGAGAUCGGAGUUUGAAGUCUAAAACUAAUAUUUGAAAUAAUAUAAUUCAUAUUUGAAAUAAAUAAUACAUAUGAGACGUUUGGAUUUCGAUAAUACUGUAUAGAAGCAAACGAAAAGUGGAUAAUAUUUUUUAAGUACAGAAUCAUGGGUUCAUCUUUUUAUAUUCUGUUUCCUUGUCUGGCAUUAAAUUUCUUUGUUUCACAUGGAUAUAGAAUAUCCUUCCAAAAGUACUGUCUCGGUGAAUCAUUGCCUGACACCUUGCCCAGUUUGGGAGAAAAGUCUUCUGGGAGCUUAAUAAUGAAUUCAAAGCCUGAAAAUGGCUCCUGGUAUUUGCCUAACCUGAACUGUAGUGUGACUCUUACUGCAGAAGAGGGCUUUCGUCUUUUUUUGACUUUUUCCAAUGUUAGUUUACGGAACUCAAGCAUGGAUAAUCUCACUGUUAUCUUCAAUAAUGAAGAAUCAGAUGUCGUUCUUGCUGGACAGCAAAUAUGCUCCAAUGAAAACUGUCAGGGUUUAAAAUUUGAAUCUGGAAGUUUCAAUAACCUAACUUUAAAAUUUAUUAGUGCAAAUGUGUCUGUGCCCAGCAAUGUGACAGGAUUUAAGGCACAUUAUACUGUUUAUGAUUUAGUUGAUUCAAAAGAUGGAGCUUGUAAAAGAAGAAAUCAGUUCUUAUGUGAAAAUAAGCAUUGUAUCUCUUAUAAUUUAAUAUGUGAUGGUCACAACAAUUGUGGGGACUUAUCAGAUGAGACAAAGUGUGUAAUUCCAGUUAAGAACACUGUCUGGGGUAUUGUCGUAAUAGUUAUAGCGGUAAUAUCAGUUAUUGUUUUUGUACCUAUGUUUUGCUUUUUGGCAACAUCUGGGACACGUAGUAUUGUUAAAUCAGUCACAGUUCCCAACCAUGCUACUCCAUUAUUACCCACAGUGGACUGUGGUGAAACUUCGGGUCUUCUUACCUCAUCUGAAGCAGUUAUUAAUUGUUGGCCUGGAACGUCUUAUGAAAGAAGUUACUCAUUCAGUUAUGGCACUGCUCAGAAUUUAGAACCCUCUAGAAGUGAGGAAACUGUUCAGAAGAACAGACGUUCAUCUAGCGAUGCUCAUGGUUCAAAGUGGAAUGAAUCAUUAUAUUCAGAUUCUUGAGAAUCAUUUUAAUUAAAAUUUGCUUAUUUUGAUAACAUAAAUCCAAAUCUAGAUUGUCCAGUCUAGAUUGUGAAUAUAUUAUGAGUAUUAAGUCUGAUUUUGAUAUGAGAAUGCUAUCUUUAUUGUAAAUAAUACUGUAGAGUUUUGCAUUUUCUUGUGCAACUGUCAUCAGUAUUUUUUUUUCUGGUAUGAUAAUAUAAAAGGCAUGUAUGAUACUUGAAUUUUACCAUUAAGUAAUUGGUUCUGCAGUAUUCAAUUAAUAGAAAACAAGGAAUUGAAGUUAUAAUAUUUGGCAUGAGGGGGAAAAAACCUUGAUUAAGUGAAUACAUUAAGGAUACUUUUCAUUAAAGGACAGCAUGUGUAAAAUAGUUUUCUCUGGAAAAGUAUGUGUGCUAACUUCUGUUGCUAACAAAAAAAAAAAAAAAAAAAAAAAACAUACUUUUAUCAUCAGCUUGUUUUAGCUGUACUAAAAUUUUCUAAACAUAAGAAAUAUACUUUUUAGGUCGUCAUUUCAUUAAAAAAAAUGAAACAAAAUGACAUUCUUUAAAUACUUUUUGUUUAUGAUAGUUAUUUUGAAUUAUUGAUAAUACUUAUUCUGAAAACAAGAAUAUUGUUACUAGAGAUAAGAAUGCAUUUAAUCUAACCCUGGCAAAAUGGCAACAUUGAUGCAUGUAAUUAUCUUUCUGUAAAACCGUGUAUGAUGCAUCUUGUCCUAUAAUAGAAAAUAUUCCAAAUCAAAAUAGAGUAUGAAUGUUAUGUGGUUAUAAAAGAGGAGAAAACAAUGUUAGAAAAGUAAUGUAAAUUUCCUUCCUUAAUGUGAAUUUAAACUGUUCUCGUACAUGUGCAUAAAUAACAUGUCCUGCAUGAUGAAAUAUAUUUCAGAUGUAAAAAGUAUUUAAAUAUAAAUAAUGAAUUUUAAUUGUUGCUUUAGUAAAUUUGUCAAUUUCGUUCGAAA